CUGUGGGAUUUCAAGAUGGCGUCAAGCGGAGGAGAUGAACACGAAUGGACAGCGGCAGUGCGACCGCUUUUAUCAGCCUCGUACACCGCUUUUGAAACGAAGGAGCUACCUCAGCUUGUCGGGUCUAUAAUAAACAGUGAAACAGAUAUUCUACACCACGACAAGCAGUACGAGCCUUUCUACUCGUCAUUUGUGGCUCUCUCCGCUCAUUACAUCACCACAGUAUGUGGGCAGAUACCAAGAAAUCAGUUGCUGUCAGUGGCAGCAGCAUGCAAAGUAUUGAUCGAGUUCUCGCUAUUGCGGCUGGAGAACCCGGAUGAAGCAUGUGCAGUGUCACAGAAACACCUGAUUCUUCUCAUAAAAGGACUUUGCACCGGCUGCAGCAGACUGGACCGCACAGAAAUCAUUACUUUCACUGCUAUGAUGAAGUCUGCCAAGUUGCCUCAAACCGUCAAAACCCUUUCAGAUGUGGAGGAUCAGAAAGAACUGCCCACUACUACUGUGAACCCUGAGCUUAGACAAAAAGAAGUACAAAUGAACUUCUUUAAUCAGCUCACUUCAGUUUUUAAUCCGGACCUUACCACCAUCUUGGCCUCCCCUUCAACAGCGCACAUGCAGACUGAGAGCGACUGCGACGACCAAACCUCAGACCAGGCUCUUCAGGCCAAAAUGAAAAAUGCCUUUGUAUCUCAGAAUGUGUCAAGCUUACAGGAACUUGGUGGGUCUGAGAAACUGCUGCGAGUGUGCCUCAACUUGCCCUACUUCCUACGCUACAUCAAUCGUUUCCAAGAUGCUGUGUCGGCCAACUCUUUCUUUAUCAUGCCUGCCACUGUGGCGGAUGCUACGGCUGUCCGCAAUGGAUUUCAUUCCUUAGUGAUAGAUGUGACAAUGGCAUUGGACACACUCUCUCUCCCUGUUCUCGAGCCUCUGACUCCUGGGAGACUUCUGGACAUGACUGUGCUGGCUCUGAGCUGCCUCUAUGCUGGUGUGAGUGUGGCCACCUGCAUGGCUAUUCUGCAAGUUGGUAGUGGUUUACAGCUUCGCUCUGCCACCACUGGGACUAAAGAGGAGGACUAUGAAAAUGAUGCUGCCACAAUUGUUCAAAAAUGUCUGGAAAUUUAUGAAAUGAUUGGACAAGCCAUCAGCAACUCUCGCAGAGCUGGAGGAGAGCAUUACCAGAACUUCCAGCUGCUUGGAGCCUGGUGCCUAUUAAAUAGCCUGUAUUUAAUCCUGAACCUCAGCCCCACUGCUCUGGCUGAUAAGGGCAAAGAGAAGGACCCUCUGGCUGCUCUCAGAGUGCGGGACAUCGCUGCUCGCACUAAAGAUGGAGCUGGUUCACCCAAACUUGGUCCUGGAAAAGGGCACCAAGGGUUUGGAGUUUUGUCUGUCAUCCUGGCAAACCAUGCCAUCAAACUUCUGACCUCACUUUUCCAAGAUCUGCAAGUAGAAGCACUGCACCGGGGGUGGGCGAGUGAUGGUCCUCCAGCUGAACUCAACAUCAUGGCCCAGAGCACUUCUAUUCAGAGAGUUCAAAGGCUCAUAGACUCUGUCCCCCUCACCAACCUCCUGUUUACUCUGCUGUGCACAUCAUACAAAAAGGCUUGUGUUCUCCAGAGACAGAGGAAAGGUUCAGUCAGCAGCGAUGCCAGUGCUUCCACAGAUUCUAACACUUACUACGAGGACGACUUUAGCAGCACAGAGGAGGACAGCAGCCAAGCAGAGAGAAGACAGGAGAAGACAAGUGCAGCUUGUGUCUCAGAUGACGAUAGUGAACCAAUUCUGGGGUUGUGGUUUGAAGAGACAAUAUCCCCAUCGAAGGACAAAGUAGCACCCCCACCUCCCCCGCCACCCCCACCUUUGGAAACUUCACCCAGGUUAAAAAGCCCCAGCAAGCAGAACCCAAGUGAGAAUGGGAAUAUUUUAGCUGGACGUAAAGAUCCAGAGCUGUUUCUCAGUUUGGCCUCCAGUAUUUUAAAUUUCAUCACCACCUCGAUGCUCAAAUCAAGAAAUAACUUUAUUCGUAACUAUCUGAGCGUGUCUCUGACAGAGCAGCACAUGGCGACUCUGGCCAGUAUCAUUAAAGAUGUUGAUAAGGAUGUGAAAGGGUCAUCAGAUGAAGUAUUUUCUUUAGCUCUGUAUCACUUCAAUCACACUUUGGUUACGUCUGAUCUUCCAUCUCCAGCCCUACAGAGCACCCUCCUUCAGCAGUUGGGGGUUGCCCCUUUCUCAGAGGGUCCCUGGCCUUUGUACAUCCACCCUCAAUCUCUAUCAGUGCUGUCCAGGCUGCUGCUCAUCUGGCAACACAAGGCCACUGUCCAAGGAGACCCAGACGUCCCAGAGUGUAUGAAGGUCUGGGAAAGAUUCCUGGGCACCCUGAAGCAGCACACUCUUCAGGGCACAGUCCAUGGAGACGAUGACUUGAACGUGGAGCAUCUCCAGCUUCUGUUGCUCCUUUUCCACAACCUGUCAGAGCGCGGACGCCGGACUGUGCUCACUCUGGUCACACAGGCCAUUGCUGAAGUGGCUCAGAGUAGAGACUCCCAACUCAAGACUGUGCCCCUCAACCUAGCGCGGCUCCUACUGGUGUUUGACUACCUAAUACGACAUUACUCCAAAGCUCCACUCUACCUCUUUGAACAGGUACAAUACAAUCUCCUGACUCCACCCUCUUCUGGGCCCAGCUCUGCUCAGGAAGGAGGCAAGCGCAGUAGUUUGCCUCUGUACUAUGGCUUCAAAGAGGUAGAGGAAAACUGGGCCAAGCACUGUUCAGCAGACUCAAAUGUUCAACCCAAAUUCUACUGUGUCCUGUCCCCUGAGGCAUCUGAAGAUGAUAUAAGCAGAUUAGAUGGGAAGGUCUUUCCAAAACUCUUCAGUGGAGCAGUUAAAUACGAUGAGCUCUACUCUUGGCUCGUCUCACUCUUGGCGGCAGGAUCCCAGUUUGACACAGCUAGAAGACAGGAGACCAAGCCUAUUACAGCAAUGGAGGCAUGUUCACUGCAGUACUACUUCCUGGUGUUGUGGAGGAUUCUGGGUGUAUUGCCCCCAUCCAAGGCCUACAUUGAGCAGUUGAAAGUGGGCUGCAGUGACCCAACUGAGAGCGAUAUCCUCCACACUCUGAGAUGGUCGUCACGCCUACGAGUGUCUACCUAUGUCAACUGGAUCAAGGAGCACUUGGUGGAGCAGGGAAUGAAAGCAGAUCAAGCAACUACAUUGGUGGAAUCAACAGCAGCUCUGUGUAGUACAGUUAAAUAUGAUGUGGACUUGGCAGAGGAGUACAUAGCCAGACAGAUUUCCACUUUCUCCAGCGUGGACCCCAGUGCAAUCCUUCCUCUCCGGCAGCUGCCCUCUCUUCAGGCCAUCUACACUCUGGAUGCUGUCAUCUCCAAAGUGCAAGUUUCUCUGGACGAGCAUCUGUCCAAAGUGGCCAUUGAAACGGACACUCAGAAGUCCUCUGAGAUCACAAAGAACCUGCUACCAGCCACACUGCAGCUCACAGAUGUUUACACAGCUUUUACAAGGUCCUACCUGCUGAUGAACAUCCCAGAGGAGGGAGAGAAUAAAUUGACAGAUUCUAAACUCCAGGGCUACGCAGCUGUUCUCUCCAUCGGAUCAACUCGCUGCAAGGCCAAUAUGCUAGGUCACAGUGUAAUGCAGAACCUGCCCCCUGCUGUGCAGACAGUGUGUGAGACCUGGAACGGCAUCCACACCAAUGAGUUUCCCAACAUUGGCUCCUGGCGUAAUGCAUUUGCUAAUGACACCAUACCGUCUGAGAGCUACAUCAGUGCCAUCCAGGCUGCUCACCUGGGCACUCUGAGCUGCCAGUCUUUACCUCUCGCCUCUUCAUUAAAACACAUCCUGCUGUCUUUGGUUCGUCUCAUCGGAGACCUCAUUGUAACGGAGGAGUUGAAUCCAUCCCAGGUUGUGCGCACACUGUUGCCUUUGCUGUUGGAGAGUAGUACAGAAAGUGUAGCAGAAAUCAGCAGCACUUCACUGGAGCGGAUCCUUGGGCCUUCUGAGUCAGACGCCUUCCUUGCCCGGAUUUAUGAGCGCUUAGUGACGGGUUGUUACAACAUCAUCGCCAACCACUCUGACCCCAAUAGUGGUUUGGAUGAAUCUGUCCUGGAGGAGUGCCUUCAAUAUCUUGAGAAGCAACUAGAAAGCAGUCAAGUCCGAAAGGCGAUGGAAGAGUUCUUCUCAUUUGGUGGUGAACUUGUCCAAAUCAUGAUGGCCACAGCAAAUGAAAACCUCUCUGCAAAAUUCUGCAACAGGGUUCUCAAGUUCUUUACUAAACUUUUCCAACUAACCGAGAAGAGCCCCAACCCCAGCCUGCUGUGUCUGUGUGGCUCUCUGGCUCAGUUAGCCUGUGUUGAGCCAUCCCGUCUACAGUCCUGGCUAACGAGAAUGACUGCUACGCCGCCCAAGGACUCAGAGCACCUGGAUGUAGUUCAAGAAAACCGCCAACUACUGCAGCUCCUCACCACCCACAUAGUUCGAGACAACAGCCAGGUCGGAGAAGGCGUGUGCACUGUCCUCCUCAGUACGCUCAUACCGAUGGCCACAGAUAUGUUAGCCAAUGGGGACGGGACAGGGUUUCCAGAGCUUAUGGUGAUUAUGGCCACUUUAGCCAGUGCUGGACAAGGAGCAGGGCAUCUACAGCUACACAGAGCAGCUAUAGACUGGCUGACAAGAUGCAAAAAAUAUCUAACUCAGAAGAAUGUUGUUGAAAAAGUGAGCACAAAUCUAACACAAGGAAAGCAUGCUAGUAUGUUGGAGUGCUCGUGCCACAUCAUUUCGUAUCUGGCUGAUGUGAUGAAUGCGCUGAGGCAGAGUAGUGGACAGGGAAACUCUUCUCUGUUAGUGGAUGGAGAGGAGAAGGCCAUGGAGGUGGACUCAGACUGGGUGGAGGAGCUGGCAGUGGAGGAGGAUGACUCCCAGGCUGAGGAUUCAGAUGAAGACUCUCUUUGCAACAAACUUUGCACCUUUACCAUCACACAGAAGGAGUUCAUGAACCAGCACUGGUACCACUGUCACACCUGUAAAAUGGUGGAUGGGGUAGGUGUGUGCACAGUGUGCGCCAAGGUCUGUCACAAAGACCAUGAGAUCUCCUAUGCCAAAUAUGGCUCUUUCUUCUGUGACUGCGGGGCCAAAGAGGAUGGCAGCUGCCAGGUGAGACCGCAUACCUCAGGUCAUCAUGGGAAGAGAACAACAGCGGCUUUGGUCAAACGUAGCCCCAGCAGUGGUAUUGGCUCCACUCUGAAGGAGUCUUCUGCCUUCCAGAGUGAACUGCGAAUGCCUGAAAGUGCCAUACGCCACCAGAACUCCUCUCCGUCCGAUAAGGGAAAGGUGACCAUCUGUGACGGGAAACCUGGAGACGAGGACCGGCCCAAGAAGAGCAGUGUGUGCAAGAGCAUCGAGGGAUGCCAGGAGGAACUGCUCUCACAAGUGAUGGGCUCGUCUACGGCAGCAGCGAUCCUGGAGAUGCUCAUGUUUCUGAUGGAGGCCAUUCAGACUAAUUUUCAGCAGGCUUCUGCGGUGGGCAGCAGCAGCCGAGCCCAACAGGCUCUCAACGAACUGCACACUCAAGACAAAACAGUGGACAUGACUGACCAGCUCAUGGUUCCUACUCUUGGCUCUCAGGAAGGAGCUUUUGAAAACGUCAGGAUGAACUACAGUGGGGACCAGGGCCAGACCAUCAGACAGCUCAUCAGUGCACAUGUCCUGAGGAGAGUGGCUAUGUGUGUGCUAUCUUCACCACAUGGACGCAGACAGCACCUCGCAGUUAGCCAUGAGAAGGGAAAAAUCACAGUGCUGCAGUUGUCCACUCUCCUGAAACAGGCAGACUCCAGUAAGAGGAAGCUGACUCUGACCCGUCUGGCCUCAGCACCGGUUCCUUUCACUGUACUCAGUCUUACAGGGAACCCGUGUAAUGAGGACUACCUGGCUGUUUGUGGACUUAAGGAUUGCCAUGUGCUUACAUUCAGCAGUACAGGUUCUGUCUCUGAUCACUUAGUGCUACAUCCACAACUCGCCACUGGCAACUUCAUCAUCAAAGCUAUCUGGCUCCCUGGCUCACAGACUGAACUAGCCAUCAUCACGGCAGACUUUGUCAAGGUUUAUGACUUAUCUGUAGAUGCAUUGAGCCCCAUGUACUACUUCCUGCUUCCCAGCUCAAAGAUUCGAGAUGCUACCUUCCUUUUCAACGAGGAAGGCAAAAACAUCAUUGUGAUCAUGUCCUCUGCUGGUUACAUGUACACUCAGGUUAUGGAUGAAUCCAGCAGCGCUCAGCAUGGGCCCUUCUAUGUCACCAAUGUACUGGAGAUUACCCAUGAAGACCUAAAGGACACUAAUGGCCAGGUGGCAGGUGGAGGCGUCUCUGUGUAUUACUCUCAUGUGCUGCAGAUGCUUUUCUUCAGCUAUAGUCAGGGCAAGUCCUUCGCUGCCACAGUUAGCCGCAGCACCACUGAAGUACAACGCCUCUUUACCAUCAACAUCAAAGGGUCAAAUGGAGGCAGCAGUAAGAUGUCCCCUGCGCUAUGCCAGUGGUCUGAAGUUAUGAACCACCCUGGACUGGUCUGCUGCGUUCAACAAACUACAGGCAUACCACUGGUUAUUAUGGUCAAACCAGACACUUUCCUCAUCCAAGAGAUCAAAACUCUUCCGGCCAAAGCUAAAAUUCAAGACAUGGUUGCUAUCCGGCACACUGCUAGCAACGAACAACAACGCACAACCAUGAUUCUGCUUUGUGAAGAUGGAAGUUUACGGAUUUACAUGGCCAAUGUGGACAACACCUCCUACUGGCUACAGCCAGCACUGCAGCCCAGCUGUGGCAUCAGCAUUAUGAAGCCUGUCCGCAAGCGCAAGGCAGCUGCUACCACGACACGAACCUCUAGUCAGGUGACCUUUCCUGUAGACUUCUUUGAACACAACCAGCAGCUCACGGAGGUGGAAUUUGGAGGCAAUGACUUACUCCAGGUUUACAAUGGACAACAGAUAAAACACAGACUCAACUCAACUGGGAUGUAUGUGGCCAACACCAAGCCUGGUGGGUUCACAGUGGAGGCGGUCAAUAACAACAGCUCCAUGGUGAUGACUGGGAUGAGGGUUCAGGUGGGGACCCAGGCCAUAGAGAGAGCUCCUUCAUAUGUGGAGGUGUUUGGGAGAACCAUGCAGAUCAACCUGACCAGGGCCAGGUGGUUUGACUUCCCCUUCACAAGAGAAGAGGCCCUGCAGGCAGACAAGAAGCUUUCAAUAUUCAUUGGUGCGUCUGUGGACCCAGCCGGUGUCACUAUGCUGGAUUCCAUUAAGAUCUAUGGUAAAACUAAGGAGCAGUUUGGCUGGCCAGAGGACCCUCCUGAAGACUUCUCCUCCGCCUCGGUCAAUAACGUGUGCAGCCCCAACCUCAACCAGGGCAACGGCUCCAGUGACGGUGACAUUUCCACCCCCACCACAGCCAGUGGCACUGUGCUUGAAAGUUCUGAAACUGAGUCCUUGUCAACAUUGGACCGGUUGGUAGUCAAUUCCCUUGAGGCUUUGGAAAGUUGCUUUGCUGUGGGCUCCUCCGGUGAAAAGGAGAAAAACAAGACUGCCGCACUGGAGCUAGCCACUCUGCUCCUGUCCAUGCCGACCCCCACUGGAGUCCAACAGCAGACCAAGGGACUGUUGGCCAGUCUGCACACCAGCCGCACAGCGUAUCACAAUCACAAGGACCAGUCGUUGUUGAGUAAUGCGGUGCAGUGUCUGAACAGCAGCACUCGAGAAGGAAGAGAGUUGGACCCCGAUGUGUUCCAGAGACUGGUGAUCACGGCUCGCUCCAUUGCAAUAAUGAGACCCAACAACCUGGUUCACUUUACAGAGAAUAAGGCACUGCAUCAAGAUGAUGAUGGACACAAACCGUUUGAUGGAGAAAGCUGUAAUUUCAUCACUCAACUCAUGAACAACUUCUGGAAACUACAUGCCCUUAAACCAAAGAAUGCUUUUCUUGCACCUGCUUGCCUGCCAGGCUUAACCCACAUUGAAGCCACAGUAAAUGCUUUGGUGGACAUCAUUCAUGCUUAUUGCGCUUGUGAACUGGAUUAUAUCAAUGUAGCCUCCAAGAUCUAUAUGCAAAUGUUACUGUGUCCAGACACAUCGGUCAGCUUUGCUUGUAAACAGGCUCUGAUUCGCGUGCUCAGACCGAGAAACAAGCGUCGCCAUGUGACCCUCCCCUCUCCUCCACGAUCCAACACGCCCAUAGGAGACAAGGACGAUGACGACGACGAUGAUGCAGAUGACAAAAUUCAAUCUUCAGUUCUGACAGGAGUAGAGGAGGGGCGGCAGGAGAGUCAGGAGCAGAGCGAGGUGGACCACGAGGGUUUUGAGAUGGUGUCUGAGUCAAUGGUCCUGGACACGUCAGAUAAUGUGAACAAUGGAAACCCAUCUCCUUUGGAGGCUCUACUGGCUGGAGCUGAGGGCUUCCCCCCAAUGCUCGACAUCCCUCCAGAUGCAGAUGACGAAACAAUGGUUGAACUAGCCAUAGCACUCAGCCUGCAGCAAGAUCAGCAAGGCAGCAGCAGCAGUGCUCUUGGCCUACAGAGCCUCGGUCUUUCUGGCCAGGCCCCAAGCUCCUCUUCACUGGACGCUGGCACUCUAUCAGAUACCACUGCCUCAGCCCCAGCCUCAGACGACGAGGGCAGCACAGCGGCCACAGAUGGCUCCACGCUCAGAACGUCUCCAGCUGAACACGGGGGCAGUGUGGGCUCUGAGAGUGGGGGAUCGGCCAUAGACUCUGUAGCUGGAGAGCACAGUGUGUCUGGUCGCAGCAGUGCCUAUGGAGACACUACAGUGGAGGGGCACCCCGCUGGUCCAGGCAGUGUGAGCUCCAGCACAGGAGCCAUCAGCACUACAACAGCCCAGCAGGAAGGAGAGGGGUCUGAGGGAGAGGCAGAGAAUGAGGGCGACAUCCACACCAGUAACAGACUGCACAUGGUGCGCCUCAUGCUUUUGGAGCGCCUUCUCCAGCACCUUUCCCAGUUACAUAAUGUGGGCGGAGUCCAGGCCAUCCCAUACAUGCAAGUCAUUCUCAUGCUGACCUCUGACCUUGACGGAGAGGACGAGAAAGACAAAGGGGCAUUGGAUGACCUGCUCGCUCAACUCAUCGCAGAACUGGGCAUUAACAAGAAGGAUGUCUCAAAGAAGAAUGAACGUAGCGCCAUCAAUGAGGUCCACCUGGUCAUCAUGAGACUUCUCAGCGUCUUCAUGUCCCGAACAAAAUCUGGCUCCAAAUCCUCCUCUGAGUCUUCGUCUCUCAUCUCCAAUGCCACAGCCACUGCUCUGCUCAGCCUAGGUGCUAUUGACUACUGCCUGCAUGUGCUCAAGUCUUUGUUGGAAUUUUGGAAAAGCCAACAGGGAGAAGAGGAGGCAGUGACCACCAGCCAGUUGCUCCGGCCCCACACAGCCUCUUCUCCCCCAGACAUGAGCCCCUUCUUCCUACGUCAGUAUGUUAAGGGCCAUGCUGCUGAUGUAUUUGAAGCCUACUCACAGCUAUUGACAGAGAUGGUGCUCCGACUCCCCUAUCAAAUAAAGAAAAUUGCAGACACUAACCCACGCAUCCCUCCCCCAGUUUUUGACCACUCUUGGUUCUACUUUUUGUCUGAGUACUUGAUGAUCCAGCAGACCCCGUUCGUCCGAAGGCAGGUCAGAAAGCUGUUGCUCUUCAUCUGUGGCUCAAAGGAGAAGUACCGUCAGCUUAGAGACCUACACACUCUGGACUCUCAUGUAAGGAGCAUCAAGAAGCUGCUGGAAGAACAGGGCAUCUUCCUCAGAGCUGGGGUGGUGACCGCCACAUCUGGAUCUGCCCUGCAGUAUGACACUCUUAUCAGUCUGAUGGAGCACCUUAAAGCUUGUGCUGAAAUUGCAACUCAGAGGACCAUCAACUGGCAAAAAUUCUGCAUGAAGGAUGAUUCGGUUUUGUACUUCCUGCUCCAAGUGAGCUUCCUGGUGGAUGAGGGUGUGUCUCCGGUCCUGUUGCAGCUACUCUCCUGUGCCUUGUGUGGCAGUAAAGUGCUGGCCACCUCUUCCUCCAACUCCUCCUCUUUCUCAGCGGGAGGCUCCACCAGCGCGGGGCAAACUGGCACUUCCCAAUCGUCCCAGAGCAAGUCCUCUAGCAAAAAGAGCAAGAAGGAGGAGAAGGAGAAGGAAAAAGAAGGUGAGGGAGGGGGAAGCCAGGAGGACCAGCUGUGCAUGGCUCUUGUCAGUCAGCUCAACAAGUUUGCUGAUAAAGAGACUCUUAUCCAGUUCUUGCGCUGCUUCCUUCUGGAGUCCAAUUCAUCAGCUGUUCGCUGGCAGGCCCACUGUCUAGCGCUGCACAUCUACAGGAACUCAAGUAAAUCCCAACAAGAGUUACUGCUUGAGCUGACUUGGGCGAUUUGGCCUGAGCUCCCUGCUUACGGUCGUAAAGCGGCUCAGUUUGUCGAUCUGCUUGGAUACUUCUCUCUCAAGACCCCUCAGACAGAAAAGAAGUUAAAGGAGUAUUCUCAAAAGGCUGUGGAAAUCCUACGGGCACAGAACCAUAUCCUGACAAAUCACCCUAACUCUAACAUCUACAACACAUUGUCAGGUCUGGUGGAAUUUGAUGGUUUUUACUUGGAGAGUGAUCCUUGCUUGGUCUGUAACAAUCCGGAAGUGCCCUUCUCAAAUAUCAAAUUGUCCUCCAUCAAAGUGGAUACUCGCUACACCACCACACAGCAGGUGGUGAAGCUCAUCGGCAGUCACACAAUCAGCAAAGUUACGGUGAAGAUUGGAGACCUCAAACGUACCAAAAUGGUUCGAACCAUCAAUCUGUACUACAACAACAGAACUGUGCAGGCCAUUGUGGAACUCAAGAACAAACCAGCACGUUGGCACAAAGCUAAGAAAGUACAACUCACUCCUGGCCAGACUGAGGUGAAGAUCGACCUGCCUCUGCCCAUUGUUGCCUCCAACCUAAUGAUCGAGUUUUCAGAUUUCUACGAGAAUUACCAGGCGUCCACUGAGACCCUGCAGUGCCCUCGCUGUAGCGCCUCUGUCCCAGCCAAUCCCGGAGUCUGCGGCAACUGUGGGGAGAAUGUCUACCAGUGCCACAAAUGCAGAUCAAUCAACUAUGAUGAGAAAGAUCCGUUCCUGUGCAACGCUUGUGGUUUCUGUAAAUACGCUCGCUUUGACUUCAUGCUCUAUGCCAAACCCUGCUGCGCCGUGGACCCCAUUGAAAACGAAGAGGACAGGAAGAAGGCUGUAACAAACAUCAACACUCUUUUGGACAAAGCGGACAGAGUUUACCACCAGCUCAUGGGCCAUAGACCUCAGCUGGAGAGCCUUCUGUCCAAGGUCAAUGAAGCUGCACCAGAGAAACCACAGGAUGACACUGGUGCAGCAGCAGGUCUGGGUACGUCUUCAGCAAAUGUCAACCGCUACAUCCAGCAGCUUGCGCAGGAGUACAGUGGAGACUGCAAAACAUCAUUUGAUGAACUCUCAAAGAUUAUACAGAAAGUCCUAGCGUCACGUAAAGAAUUAUUGGAGUACGACCUUCAGCAGCGAGAAGCAGCUACCAAAUCAUCCCGCAACAGCAGCAGUCACCAACCCACAUUCACUGCGUCUCAGUACCGCGCCCUGUCCGUGCUGGGCUGCGGGCACACCUCCUCUACUAAAUGUUAUGGAUGUGCUUCUGCCGUCACCGGGCACUGCAUCACUCUGCUCAGGGCCCUGGCCACUAACCCUGCCCUCAGGCAGAUACUGGUACUGCAGGGAUUGAUCAGGGAACUAUUUGAGUACAAUCUGAGGAGAGGGACUGCAGCCAUGAGGGAGGAGGUCCGGCAACUCAUCUGCCUACUCACAAGAGAUCACCCAGAAGCCACUCAACAGAUGAACGACCUCAUCAUUGCAAAAGUUUCUGCUGCCCUCAAAGGUCACUGGGCGAAUCCUGACCUGGUCAGUAAUCUUCAGUACGAGAUGCUAUUGCUGACAGACUCUAUCUCCAAAGAGGGAGGAUGUUGGGAGCUGCGGCUGCGCUGUGCUCUGAGCCUAUUCCUGAUGUCUGUCAACAUAAAGACUCCUGUUGUGGUGGAGAACAUCACUUUAAUGUGUUUGAGGAUUCUCCAGAAGCUUAUCAAGCCACCCGCUCCAACCAGCAAGAAGAACAAGGAUGCUGCUGUAGAGUCCCUCACCACCAUCAGACCGUACAGUAAUGAGAUCCAUGCCCAGGCCCAACUCUGGCUCAAGAAGGACCCCAAAGCAUCAUAUGAGGCUUGGAAGAAGUGUCUCCCAGCAAGAUGCCAAGAGAACUUGCCCAAGCCGCAGAAUAAAGCAGAGUUGAGGAGGCAGUACUUGUUGGAGAAAUAUGCCUGGAAAUGGAAGCAGUUUAUGAGAUCCAGAAAAGGAGAUGGUCUGUUCCCACGACUGCUCAAACUUAGCCACAACAACUGGCUUCGACAGGUUUUGUUUACUCCAGCCACUCAAGCAGCUCGACAAGCUGCCUGCACCAUUGUAGAAGCCCUGACCACCAUCCCCAGUCGCAAACAGCAAGUCCUAGACCUCCUCACUAGUUACCUGGAUGAGCUGAGUGUGGCAGGAGAGUGUGCAGUGGAGUACCUGGGUCUGUAUCAGAAGCUAAUCAAACCCACUCAUUGGAAAGUUUACCUCGCCGCUCGAGGAGUCCUGCCCUACAUCGGCAACCUCAUCACUAAGGAAAUUGCAAAUCUUCUGGCCCUGGAAGAAGCCACUCUGAGCACAGACCUGCAGCAAGGCUAUGCACUCAAAAGCCUUACUGGCUUGCUCUCCUCUUUUGUGGAGGUGGAGUCCAUAAAGCGUCACUUUAAGAGCCGGCUGGUGGGCACCGUGCUCAACGGUUACCUGUGUCUGAGGAAACUGGUGGUGCAGAGGACCAAGCUGAUCGACGAGACUCAGGACAUGCUGCUGGAGAUGCUCGAAGACAUGACCACAGGUACGGAGUCUGAAACCAAAGCGUUCAUGGCAGUGUGCAUUGAAACCGCAAAGAGGUACAAUCUGGAUGACUACAGGACUCCAGUCUUUAUAUUUGAAAGGCUGUGCAGCAUCAUUUACCCUGAGGAGAAUGAGGUGACCGAGUUCUUUGUGACUUUGGAGAAGGACCCUCAGCAGGAGGACUUCCUUCAGGGCCGGAUGCCUGGGAACCCCUACAGCAGCAAUGAGCCUGGGAUCGGACCCCUGAUGAGGGACAUCAAGAAUAAGAUCUGCCAGGACUGUGACCUGGUGGCUCUGCUGGAGGACGACAGUGGCAUGGAGCUUUUAGUGAAUAACAAAAUCAUCAGUUUGGAUCUGUCAGUGGCUGAAGUCUACAAGAAAGUGUGGUGCCCUACAAAUGAGGGUGAGCCCAUGAGAAUAAUCUACAGGAUGAGAGGGUUGCUGGGAGAUGCUACAGAGGAGUUCAUUGAAUCCCUAGAUUCCACCACAGAUGAGGAAGAGGACGAUGAGGAGGUGUACAAAAUGGCUGGAGUGAUGGCUCAGUGUGGAGGACUGGAGUGUAUGCUCAACAGAUUGUCAGGAAUCAAGGACUUCAAACAAGGGAGACACCUGCUCACCGUCCUGUUGAAGUUAUUUAGUUACUGCGUAAAAGUGAAGAUCAACCGACAGCAACUUGUGAAACCAGAAAUGAACACACUUAAUGUCAUGUUGGGCACCCUCAACCUGGCAUUAGUGGCUGAGCAGGAGAGUAAAGACAGCGGAGGAGCGUCCAUAGCUGAACAGGUCUUGAGCAUUAUGGAGAUCAUUCUGGAUGAAGCCAAUGCAGAGAUUUCAGAGGACAAGGGUAACCUGCUGCUGACGGGAGACAAAGACCAGUUGGUGAUGUUGUUAGAUCAGAUCAAUACUCUCUUCGUUCGCUCCAACCCCAGUGUUUUACAAGGCCUCCUGAGAAUCAUCCCCUACUUGUCCUUCGGAGAGUUGGAGAAGAUGAGGAUCCUGGUGGAGCGCUUCAAACCCUGCUGCAGUUUUGACAAGUAUGACGAGGAGCACAGUGCAGAUGAAAAGGUGUUUUUAGACUGUUUCUGUAAAAUUGCAGCAGGAAUCAAAAACAAUAGCAAUGGGCACCAACUCAAAGACCUGAUACUCCAGAAGGGAAUCACUCAGAGCGCACUGGACUACAUGAAGAAACAUAUCCCCAAUGCGAAAAAUCUUGAUGCUGAUGUAUGGAAGAAGUUCCUCUCUCGACCAGCGCUGCCUUUCAUUCUUAGACUUCUGCGUGGUUUAGCAACACAACAUCCUCCAACACAGGUUUUGAUAGGGACAGAUUCCAUCACAAACCUACAUAAACUGGAGCAGGUUUCCAGUGACGAGGGCAUCGGGACUCUGGCAGAGAACCUUCUGGAGGCUCUGAGGGAACACAGUGACGUGAACCUGAAGAUUGAUGCUGCUCGGAGGGAGACCAGAGCCGAGAAGAAACGAAUGGCCAUGGCAAUGAGGCAGAAGGCACUGGGCACAUUGGGCAUGACGACCAAUGAAAAGGGGCAGGUGGUGACCAAGACGUCACUGUUGAAGCAAAUGGAGGAGUUGAUCGAGGAGCCGGGCCUGACCUGCUGCAUCUGUAGAGAGGGAUAUAAGUUUCAGCCAACCAAAGUGCUGGGUAUUUACACGUUCACAAAACGAGUGAAUCUGGAGGAGUUUGAGAACAAGCCUCGUAAGCAGCAGGGCUACAGCACUGUGUCGCACUUUAACAUAGUCCACUACGACUGUCAUUUAGCUGCUGUCAGACUGGCUCGAGGUCGGGAGGAGUGGGAGAGUGCUGCUCUACAGAAUGCCAGUACCAAGUGCAAUGGACUACUUCCUGUUUGGGGGCCACAUGUGCCAGAAUCGGCUUUUGCUACCUGUUUAGCGAGGCACAACACAUAUCUGCAGGAGUGCACAGGGCAGCGCGAGCCCACGUACCAGCUGAACAUCCACGACACCAAACUGCUGUUUCUGCGCUUCGCCACAGAGCAGUCCUUCAGCGUGGACACGGGAGGAGGAGGGAGAGAGAGCAACAUCCACCUCAUCCCCUAUAUCAUCCACACUGUCCUCUAUGUGCUCAACACCACAAGGGCUACCUCCCGGGAGGAGAAGAACCUGCAGAGUUUCCUGGAGCAGCCAUGUGAGAAGUGGGUGGAAAGCUCGUAUGAGGUGGAGGGCCCGCACUACUACACUAUUCUGGGCAUGCACAUUCAGCCGCCUGAGCGCUGGAGGACCACACGCCUCUACUUUCUCAGGCGCUUGCUGCUCACUGCACACGCACGCAAAGUCUCCGCUGCCACCACCAACAAACUCACAGACAAAGCACCAAAGGAAUAUGCAGUUUACCGCUCCCCACUUCUCUUCUGGGGGCUGGUGGAUCUGGUCUAUGACAUGUUCAGGAAGGUGCCUACCAGUACCACAGAGGGCGGUUGGUCCUUCUCGCUGGCAGAGUACGUGCGGCACAAUGACAUGCCCAUCUAUGAGGCAUCCGAGAGGGUCCUCCGAGCCUUCCAGGACGAACUCAUGCCCGCUGAGAGCCUGGCGGAGUUCUUCGAUGUCGUAGGUCUACUCUCUGAAAUCCCAGACCCGGACUCGUUCCUACAAGAUGUGUUGAACUCUGUGCCCUAACCCUACUCCUCUUUCUUUCCCUCCGAAAACGACUAGCCCAAAAUUACUGAAUUAAAACCAGGACUCACUCAAACCAUAAACAAAAGUAUGUUUAUUUUCUUUACGCACUGCUAGGUUUCCUUAACACCAAGCAUCUACUCACCUCCCUCUCCUACCACAAAACAUCUUUAACAAAAAAAUAACAAUACAGAACAUUUGCAGGAAUCAUUUUAAUUGCGGUUGUUCUCCCUCUUAAUAUUUGGGUGCAAUAUUUAAACUCUGAGUGGCAUUUGGUUUUAUCUUUUUGUUUGGGUUGACGCUUUUAAACCAGUUAGGAGCAGGUUUCAGUGGUUAUGUCUGUAUUCUUUACAACUAUUGUUGGUUUAUGUAACUGGAAUUAAAAUUUUUCUUUUUGAUGUUUUUAUUGACUUUACCAGAGCAACAAAGGAAAAAGCAGUGAAUUCAAAUGCCCAAAUAAACACCAACUCAUUUUGAAAUAAGUUCUUAAAAUCAUAAUAAGUUGUCAUGUUAUAUCUUAAACACAUUUCUGCCUUUACUUAUGUGUUUGUGACUAUAGUUUCUUUGAUUUUUUUUUUUUUUUUUUUUUUUUGGUUUGUUUGUUUUACCCCAAAACAGCAUCUGGAAAUGUGAAGCUAAGCCGAAUGCAUGGAGUGUGGAGUUGAUGCAGAUUUCUUCUCAGUUUCUUUCCCGCUGCUAAAACUGUUUUUGUCAAACUGUUGCUGAAUGUCUGCUUCUGGAAACUUUAGCCGAGAAUUAAUAAAGCCCUAAUUAUUCUAUCUGAA
Periophthalmus magnuspinnatus is the source of this 16382-nucleotide messenger RNA. It is a transcript of the gene ubr4, whose product is annotated as ubiquitin protein ligase E3 component n-recognin 4. The transcript has 106 exons. NCBI's taxonomy places the organism in Eukaryota, Metazoa, Chordata, Actinopteri, Gobiiformes, Gobiidae. The record is from RefSeq and is a predicted model, not a curated record. The coding region runs from base 16 to 15600 and encodes 5194 amino acids. Gene Ontology annotation, molecular function: protein binding; zinc ion binding.